Messenger RNA from Talaromyces stipitatus ATCC 10500, 234 nucleotides. RefSeq lists its product as uncharacterized. The transcript has 2 exons. Lineage: Eukaryota; Fungi; Ascomycota; Eurotiomycetes; Eurotiales; Trichocomaceae. Bases 1 to 234 code for a protein of 77 amino acids. The record is from RefSeq and is a predicted model, not a curated record.
AUGUCCCAGAAAACCGGACAGGAUGUCGAUGCGACUUUCUUAACAACCGAUACAUCGUUCAUCGAUAACCCUCCCGCAACGGUUUCGUCCAAAGCUACACCGAAGAAACGAAUUGUUUCAUCCCGAGGGCGCGGUAGUAGUAGAGGUACUGCUAGUAGUCGGUAUGCUACAAGAGGAUCUGGAACAGCUAGGAGUCGGCCUAGUGGACUGCCGCGGGGCAGGGGCAAUCGUUGA